Messenger RNA from Monoraphidium neglectum, 5238 nucleotides. RefSeq lists its product as hypothetical. The coding region runs from base 1 to 5238 and encodes 1745 amino acids. The record is from RefSeq and is a predicted model, not a curated record. Lineage: Eukaryota; Viridiplantae; Chlorophyta; Chlorophyceae; Sphaeropleales; Selenastraceae. The transcript has 14 exons.
AUGCAGAUGUUUGCGCUGAGCGCCAAGUGCUACGACCAGGCAGGGGACGCGGUGCGCAAGACGGCCUGCAACGCCAUCCACGAUCUCUUCACGCUGUCGCAGCAGGCUGCGCCGUCCAAGGAGGACGCCUCGGGCCCCUCCGCCGCCCCCCGCGGCCGCGCCGCGAAGGCCGCCAGCGCCGCCGCGACCAGCACCGGCAAGGAGCGCCGCCGCCAGGUGCUGCUCUCCGCAGCCGACGCGCUGCUCGCCUGCGCCGUCGACGGCGGCGCCGCCGCCGCCGCCGCGGCGUCCUCCACGCCUAGCCAGGGCGGCGACGGUCCCGACCAGCCCCGUCCGCCCGGCUACGGCCCGCAGCCGCCGACGCCGCAGGACCUCGCCCUGUGGCUGCGCCUCGCCGCCAAGGCGUUCGCCGCGGCCGGGUGCCACCUCGAGGCCGGCCGCCUGUACCAUGCGCUCGGCCAGACGGAAGCCGUACGGUCGCAGUUCAGGCGCUGCGCAGGGCGCGAGGGCCUCGCCGACGUUUACGAGAAGAUGGCCGAGGCAGAGCUGCAGCGCACAACGCACGGCGCGGGCGCCGGGUUCGGCGGGGCGGCGGCGGCGGCGGGACUGCCGCGGAUGGGGGGCGGGUUCCUGGCCGCGGGGCGGCUGCUGAAAGAGGCGUGGCUGGCGCGCUACGAGGAGGGCGAGGCGGGGCGCGCGCGCUGCUGGGCGCUGCUGCAGGAGCAUGGGGAGGGCCUGCGGGCGCUGCUGCCUGCGGCCAAGGUCGAGGCCAUCGCCCUGGCGGAGAUGCAGCGCGCCAAGGGGGAUCGCGAGGCGCUGCUGGCGGCCUCGAAAUUUGUGUCGGACCCGGCGAUGAGGAACGGCCUUCUGCUCCAAGCCGGCCUGUGGCAGGAAGUGGCGGCCGCCACAAAGGACGCCGCCCACGCGGCGCGCCUCCACGCGCAGCACGGCGACUGGCGCGGCGCCGCGCGCCGCCUCGCGGCCGGCGGCCUCGAGCGCCUCACGCUGCCGCAGGUGAUGCAGGCGCACCGCUGGCUGCUGCGCUGCGGCGACGCGAGCGCCGCGCGCGAGGCGAUCGCGCUGUGGGAGGCACUGCCGGAGGAGCGGUACACGACCGACGCGCGGGAGGCGCGCGCGGCUGCGCAGCUCGCGCUCGCGCGGCUGCUGCUGCGCGGCGCCGCGGGCGCGGGCGGGCCGGUCACCGUCGCGCCCGCCGCUGCCGGGGGCGUCGCCGCAACCGCCGCCGCUGAGGUGGCGGAUGUCGUGGACUUCAUGCAGCGCGCUGACGAGGCGCGCCACAUGCUGCAGGCUCUGGACUUUGAGCUGACGGCACUGCAGUCCGGCGGCCGCGCCCCCGUGCGCGGCACCGGCGCGGCACCGGCCGCGGCGGAGCUGCCGCCGGAGUACCGGCGCCUGCUGGUGGGCGGGCUGGAGAGAUACUAUGGCGCAGCCCCGCUGGCGAACGCAAAGCGCGCACCCGUGGAGGUGCGAGAGGACGGGUGCGGGCAGCUGCUGGAGGCGCUCGGCUGCAUUUACGCGCGGCCGAGGGGCGAACUGGUGCAGAGCGGCGGCGGCGCCGCGGGGGCGCUGUCGGGCGGCAAGCUCAUGCUAAAGCGCCCGGCGGACGCGGCCGGCGCGCUCGCGGCGCACGUCUACGCGUGCGUCGCGUCGGCCGCGGCCGCGUGCACGCGCGCUGCCGUGGCGCGGCUGCGGCGGCGGGAGUGGCUGGCGGCGUGGGAAGCUGCGGCGGCGGGCGGGGUGACGGAGGAGGCGGCAGAGGCGGCGACCAGCAAGCUGAGGGAGGCCACCAGGGUGGCGCUACUAGCGGCAGGCGCCCACAAGUGGAUGCAGCAGCUGCAGUCAACCCUCCGCGCCAGCCAGCACGAAUGCCUGCGCCGCCUGCCCUUGGGCAGCGCCGACGCGGCGGCGGCCGCGGCCGUGUUUGCCCAGCUGGGACCGCUUCUCCAGGCGCUGACGGCGCCGCCUGUCUGGCUGCCUGACCUCCCCACGCCUCUGGAAUUCAUGCGGGCGGAAGAGCGCAAGCUGGCGGCCGUCCUGCCAAGCGGCACCGGCUGGCUUCCAGUCGCGCUGCGCGAAUCGAUGCAGCGCGCCCUGUCAGCCCUCCCGCCCGACCGCCUCGCCCGCGACCCCAACGCCGCGCUUGCCGCGCUGCGCCAGCGGCUGCUGGCGGCCCCGGACGGGCACGCGGCGGCGCAGGCGGCACGCGAGGCGGCGCGGGAGUUUGCGAAGGCCGCGGGGCGGCUGGAAUCGGACCCAGUCACGCUGCAGCUGCUGCUGCGGCCGGCCGAGCGGGCUGCAACAGGCGCAGGCGGCGCGCGGGUGGUGGACGCAUUCCUGGCUGCCGAGGCGGUCUGGCACUGGGAGGACGGUCGCGCCGCGGCGGCGGUCGCGUCGCAGCUUCUGUUCCUGGAGCGGUGCUGCCUGAAGGAGCAGCUUUCAGGCGCCGCGGCCUCGCAGGCAGCGGCGGCGAGGGAGGCGGCGCCUGCGGCGGCAAUGUCCGGCGUCGAUGCCGCCAUGGCACGCGUGGCGCCGCUGGCGCCGGAUGUUUACCUGUCAAUCCUCGAGCAGACCACGGCGGUCGCCCUGCUUGGGCUCGCACACCCGGUCUUCCUCACUGCCGCAGCAAAAGCUGCGCUCACCGACUUCCGGAACGCGCCAAGGCAUGGGGACCUGACAUCAGUGCAGCGCGCCUGGGCGGCGAGCGCGGGCGCCGGGCGCGGCGCCGCGGCUGCCGCCGCAACUGCGUGCGCGGCGGCGGCGGGCGCGCUGGGCCGGUGCCUGAGGUUGGCGAACGCGCUUGGGGCGGCCAACUGGCGCGGCGCCGCGGGCGGGGGCGGAGGCGGGGCGGUAUUCGCGGAGCAGUGCGUGCGCAUGGCCGAGGAGUCGCCGCGAGAGCAACCAUCGGCGAAAGCAGGGCGGCAGGGGCAGGAGGAAGGCUUUGCCACAAGGGCGGGCGCUGGUGCAACAGCCUCAACGGCGGCAGCAGCGCAAGCAGCAGCAGGAGCAGCAGCGGGAGCAGAAUCAUCAUCAGCAGCUUCGCCUUUGAUGCUGUACAUGUGUGCCCGCGUGGCGCUGCUGCUGGCGUCGGUGGUGCUGAGCCUGUCCGCCUACGGCACCGGGCGCAGCCCCGAGCUGCUGCAGGCGGCCCUCCUGGCGCUCACCAGCAUCUGCGGCGCCGCAGAGGCGGCAGCGUCAGCGGGGUCACCGGCGUCAGUGGCGUCAGCCGCGUCACCGGAGUCAGCGGCGGCACCGACUGCGGCUGCCGCGGCAGCUCCUGGGGGCGAGCAGCGCAAAUCUAAGCAGGCAGAGGGUGACGGGGACGCGGUCGCGGCCGGCUGGGUGCUGGAGGUGCUGCGGCCGCUGAGGCGGCUGGCAGAGUCGGUGCUGACCGCGGGCGCCGACGCAGACGCGGGCGGCGCGGCGCAGCAGGGCGGCUCCAAGCCGCGCAAGGGCAAGGGGAAGGGCGGGGACGCGCGCGUUGGUUUGGAGGCGUGGGCGGCGGCGACGUUGGCGCUGGGGGCGCAGCUCGGGGUGCCGCUGCUCCGGGUGCCCGUCGGCGCGCGCGACACUGUGUUUGAGGGCUUCGGCGGGAAGCCCAAGGGGCAGCUGGACAAGCUGGCACGGGAGCUGGCCGGGAAGGAGGUGGCGCUGCCCAAGAGCGUGGCGGCUGCAGAGGCCGCACACGCGGUGCUGCGGGCGCCGACCCGCAAAGAGGUGCAGUUGGAGCGCCAGCUGACUCAGCAAGAGGUGCGGGAGCUGGAGGAAGGUGCGCGGCGGGCAGAGGCCGCACUGAAGAAGGCGCGGCAGCUGCGGAUGCACCUGCUGCGCGCGUCGCCGCAGAUCAGGGGCGCGCUGCGCGCGCUGCGCGACAGCGCGGCGGCGCGGAUCGCGCAGCGGCGCGCGCAGGAGGAGGAGGAGGCGGCGGCGGCCGCGGCUGCCAAAGAGGCGGAGGAGCGGCGGCAAGACGCGGCGGCGGCGGAGGCGGCGGCGAAAGCAGCCGGCGGGGCAAGCAGCGGGGCUGACCAGGGGCCAGGCAGCGGGCUGAGGGAGGAAUGGGCGAAGCACACGGAACAACUUGCGGCAGUCGCCGAGCAGCUGCUUGCCGGUGGGAUCACGGACACGACCUGCCCCGUCUGCCCGCCGCCCGAGGGCGCGGAGGCGUUUGCCGCGGCGCGCGGCGCGGCCUCGGGCGGGCUGUCCGCGGCGGCGCCGGAAUUUGUGCCGCACAAGCAGCGGGGCACGCGGCACCGCGACUGCGAAGCCGCGUUCCAUGAUCUGCGGGCGCUCCUGGAGUCGGACGUCAAGCCGCUGAUGGAGGCGGCAGCCCAGUGGGACGCGCACGCCGCCACUCUGCUCCACGGCGCCUCGCCCCACGGCAUCCCCUCCUCGCUUCCGCUGCAGCGCCUCGCCUUCCGCCGCAACGAGCUAGUCGAUGCGGCGGCCCCGGUGCUCGAGGCGCUGGCCGCCGCAGUACCCGAGCGCGGCUGGGCGCAGGCGGCUGCGUGGCUGCGGGACGGCUCCGCGCUGGGGCGGCUGGCAGGCGUGGUGGAGGAGGUGCGGCGGCUGUACUACGGGAUCGGCGCUGAGCUGCGGCUGCCGCAAUGCGAGGCCCAUCUGGCGGAGCUGAAUCAGCAGUACCAGUGGCUGGUGCGGGACGGACAGAUGGAAGCCGCGGCCGCGCACCUGCAGCAGGUGGCGGCGUGUCAUGCGAACGUGCAAUUGCUCAAGGGCAUGGUUCAGGAGCUGGAGGGCUUUGGCGGCGUCGAAGCAGGCGCGCUUGCAGGCGGGCCUGCAGCGGCCCGGCAGCAGCUAAACGCCUGGCAGCCGCAGCCGUUGCAGCCGUUGCAGCAGCAGCAGCAGCAGCAGCAGCAGCAGCAGCAGCAGCAGCAGCAGCAGCAGCAGCAGCAGCAGCAGCAGCAGCAGCAGCAGCAGCAGCAGCAGCUGAUGCAGCAGGCGCAGCUGUCCGACCGCCAGAUGCAGCAGGCAGGCGCGCCGCAGCCGCCGAGCUCCCCGCCCCCCCAGCCAAGCUCGGCCCUGGCCGCCGCUGCCGCGGCCGGCGCAGCGGCGACUACUGCCGCUGUGGGCGGCUUCCUGUCCGCGGCAAGGGCCUGGCUGGGCGGAGGCAUCCCCGAGAAACCGCUCACCGCGUCCGUUGCUGCAGGCGAUGCUGAUCUGAUAGCCUGUUCACCGAUGGUCCCGCCCUUCUGCAAUGCGUAA